AUGUUGUUGAAUGACACAAGAGGAAACCCAGCACUGGAUUUCGUUACUAAAUGGGGCGAGCAAAACAAAUUAAAAUUCUCAGCAGCCAAGACACAAGCUAUCAUAUUGACCAGGAAACUGAAGUACGAGGAACCAAAAAUCAAAAUAAACAACACCGAGAUCAUCUUUACACCGGAUAUCAAAAUAUUGGGACUUACAAUAGAUAAAAACCUGAAUUUUCUAAAACACAUCGAACAAGUAACUGCAAAGGCCAUUAACAUCUAUAAAGCUGUGAGUAGAACAGCAAGAGCCCAAUGGGGCCUAAACCCGGACAUCAUUAAAACAAUAUACAUAGCGGUGAUUGAACCCAUACUGCUAUACGGGUCUAAUGUCUGGGGCAUGAGCGCCCACCGCAAGCAAGUUAGAACCAGACUCGACAAAAUCGCCAGACUUUUUGCCAACUUAAUUAGCAAGUCACAUCGCACUUCCUCCCUAAUGUCUGGAUGUAUUUUGUCGGGUAUUCUCCCCCUAGACCUUAGAGCCGUGGAGCAAAGGGAGCUCUAUCUAGUGAAAAGGGGUAAGCCUCUGCCAACUCUCCCCGGUAGAGAGCUCGAAAUGAGGGCGAGCCCAUUCUUACUUCCACACCCCGCUCUCCGGGAAAAGAUCAAGUUCGAAGAUAUCAAUGGACGGGCCGAAUUAGCGAAGAUAGAUAUACACAAAACGCAAAUCUACACCGACGGGAGUAAGCUUGAGGGCAAAGUGGGUGGCGCGGUGACAUACUGGCAGGACGGCAGGGAAACGGGACAUGCAAAGUUCUCGCUGCCGGACUACUGCAGUGUGUUCCAGGCGGAGAUGGUGGCCAUUUACCGAGCCCUCAAGCUCAUGAUAGCAAAGAAGUCCCUCGCAACAGCAGCAGUGCUUAGUGAUUCGAAGUCGGCACUGAUGUGCCUGGCCGACCCGAACGGUCUGAACCCCAUAGCCCAAAAAAUUCGAGAAAAAAUCACAGAUCUCACAGCCACUGGGGGAAACAUAAGCUUUUAUUGGGUUAAGGCUCACGAUACGAUCCCUGGCAAUGAGAGAGCGGACGAAUUAGCCAAGGAAGCUGCAACAAAACUUAAAGGUAGACAUGCAUACGAUCUGUUCCCGCUCUCUCACGCCAAAAGAAUUCUGAGGGAUGCGACAAUCUUAGAAUGGCAGGCAAGAUACGAGGAAGCUGCCGCGGGCGGAACAACAAGGAUGUUCUUCCCCGAUGUAAGAAAGGCCCACAGAAUAAUUAAAAAGAUCAAAAUGGACAACUGCUUAGCCCAACUACUCACCGGACAUGGAGGUUUUAGGUCGUACCUUCACAAAAGAAAAAUCUGCAGCACCCCCUAUUGCGAAUGCGACGAUCAAACUGAAGAAACGGUGGAACACAUCCUCCUUGACUGCCCGAGGUUCAAUAUAUUAAGACACGACAUAGAAAACGAAACGGAUACCAACAUAAAUAAGUACAACCUGCCCAUACUCAUCGAGGAUGACCGCCACAGGAACAAGUUCUUAAAUUACGCAAGGAAAGUUAUCCAAAAAGCUGGUGUUGCAAAUGGGGCGAAUUACAAUUAG
This is a messenger RNA of Melitaea cinxia (Glanville fritillary), 1578 nucleotides long. RefSeq lists its product as uncharacterized. The coding region runs from base 1 to 1578 and encodes 525 amino acids. The transcript has 2 exons. The record is from RefSeq and is a predicted model, not a curated record. NCBI's taxonomy places the organism in Eukaryota, Metazoa, Arthropoda, Insecta, Lepidoptera, Nymphalidae. Gene Ontology annotation, molecular function: nucleic acid binding; RNA-DNA hybrid ribonuclease activity.